Molecule: messenger RNA, 1551 nt
Organism: Closterium sp. NIES-65
Lineage: Eukaryota; Viridiplantae; Streptophyta; Zygnematophyceae; Desmidiales; Closteriaceae
Source: the annotation of a GenBank genome assembly
AUGUCGACCGGUGAUCCCGAGGGUCCAGCUGGCGAGUUCAGCGUCCGUAAGGAUGCGGCUGGCGCAGCCGCAAAGCCGCGAUCCGUGCCGUUCAAUCGCAACAAUAACCUGCUCGAGGCGAAGUCCGACUCGGAGCUGUCGCAGGUGCUGGUCGAAGCGAAGAAGACCAAACGGCCAGUUGUUGUGACGUAUGGCGCCAGCUGGUGCCAUGCGUGCAGCAAGAUGCUUCCCACCUUUUUCAACCUGAGCAACGAGUACUCACGGCCCAUCUUUGUGUACGCUGAUGUGGAUAAAUGCACUCAGAUGGCGGAGGACGUUCGCUACACCCCCACCUUCCGCUUUUUCCGUGAGGGCAGUAAAGUGGACGAGUUCUAUGGGGCAGGUCCACAGAGGCUCCGGGAUAGAAGACGGUUCACCGCCUUUGCCACGUCGUCCGGCUCGACAUCCACGUCAGAAGCCGAGCAGAAGCAACAACAAGAAGCCACGUCAGACGCCAAGAAACCCGCGUUCGAGGACGUGCCGGAAGUAAUCGACGAAGACGUCGGCGAGGUCGAGAAGAUUUUGGGAAGCCGCGUGGCGGAGGACGGCGUGACGCAGUACCUGAUCGAGUGGAAGGACGACCACCCCGACAGCUGGGAGCCGCGCGAGAACGUCGCGGCGGACCUCGUGGCGCAGUUCGAGGAGCCGUGGUGGACUGCGGUGCGGCGCGGCGACGACGCUAAGAUCGAGGAGCUGCUGGCGGAGGGGCGCGACGUGAACGCCGUCGAUGGGAAUGGGCGGUCCGGGCUGCUGUUCGCCGCGGGGCUUGGGAAUGAGAAGCUGGUUCGCAAACUACUGGAGGAGGGAGCUGACGUGGCGUGGCAGGACAAGGAGGGCUACAGCGCGCUGCAUAUAGCUGCGGGCUACGUGCACUCCACAAUAGUGCGCGCGCUGCUGGACCACGGGGCGGACCCCGAGCAGGAGGACAAGCAGCAGCGCUCGCCCCUCAUCCUCGCGGAGCAGCUGCUUAAGGCCACUCCCGCUAAUAACCCCGGUGCACAACCCCUUCCUUCGUCCCCUUGUCAGUUCGCCCGGUGCCUGCCUCUUGACAACGUGUUCGCCCGGUGCCUGGCGCUUGACAACGUGUUUGCGCGGCGCCUGGCCCUUGACAACGUGGUGAAGAUGCUGGAUGAGGCGGUGUUUGAGGAAUCCGAGGUGGAUCAGAUCCUAGACAAGCGCAUAGCGGAGGACGGCACCGUUGAGUACUUAGUUAAGUGGCAGGAUGACUCGGAGGACAGCUGGGAACCGGUGGAGAACAUUGGGGAGGACUUAGUUAAGGAUUUUGAAGAGGGGUUGGAGUAUGGUGUAGCGGAGAAGAUUUUGGAGAAGCGGGUGGUGGGGGCGUCACAGGGUGGCGGGGAGGGUGUGGUGGAGUACUUAGUUAAGUGGCAGGACUCGGAUGAGAACACGUGGGAGCCGGAAGGGAACGUGGCGGCUGAUGUGAUUGCAGAGUUUGAGGGGGUGAGUGUGGAGGAGGUGGAGGCACGGCUGGGGAAAGAGGGAGAGAAGUAG